AUGGCAGAGCAAUUUCCGGAGGUUUUCCAAGACGAACUCGGACUGUACACCCGUGCUCAAGCCUCAAUUCAACUACUACCUGACGCUCAAUCAGUAUUCCGCUACACGCAGGAAUUUUGUCAAUCAGAUGGAUUAUCACACCUUCCACGACACCAGACGUCCACCCCAGAAGACAUGGUGAUUGCAGCUAUCACGUCCGACGCUGACGCACUUUGCGCACUGAACGACACUAUCAUGGGAACUCCCGUUACUGCAGAGGACAUCAAGCAUGCCUUGGUCAAUUAUCCCAAUGUUCAAUCCGCGAUGUCAUGGACUAUAUAUUGCUGGCCACCUACGUUGACCUCCGACGAGCUGAAACAGUUAUAUGUGCGACGUACGUCCCGAUCUGUGGUUGACUCAUGCCUCAUGUUUGCCAAUCGUGUUGUCAUUCCAUCGUCACCACCUUCACGAGUACUCCGCUGA
Messenger RNA from Echinostoma caproni, 462 nucleotides. NCBI's taxonomy places the organism in Eukaryota, Metazoa, Platyhelminthes, Trematoda, Plagiorchiida, Echinostomatidae. The record is from the annotation of a GenBank genome assembly.